CCUACUUUUGAAAAAAAUUUAAAAUUAAAAAAAUAAAAAUGCCAUGUUAUUCUGUUGUGUCGUACAAAUGAUGUUAUUUUAAAUAUUGAACAGUAAAGCGUUGUUAGGUAGGCUCUUAAAUUCCUAUGGUUUGAACCGUGGUUGGGCGUUGAGGUGGAGAUUUCGAGAGAAAAAAAGAACAUGGGUUAUUAAUGAUUAUACACACAUUUACUUAAACACACAUACACUCUCUCUCUUCCCCUCUCUCUACCUCUGAGUGUGUGUGUGUGUGUGUGUGGAGACACGGAGGACAGAAACGUGACUAGGCAGCCUAAGCUGCUGUUAUGCAACCGCUGACCUACUAACACAUAUUUCUAGAAAGGGAGCCGCAGAAAGUGGAGCAAAGAGUCCGGCGGCACACGCACCACACGCAGGGAAGAAGCGGAGCCAGGAGCGCGGAGAACCUCCAUCUACCGACAUCUAACAACAUCUAGCAGCAGUUCACAUGUUGUGAGGCAGCAGUAGAAGGAGAAGAAAGUUUUUGUCCUCUAUUUUCGGGGAGGUUUCCUCAAAAAGCACAGGGAGAGGAGGAAACGGGAGCAGACAGCUUUUGUGUCGGGGAAGCCUGAAUCUUUUUUUUCUCCUCCUCUUUUUCUUUCUCCUCCAGGAGGUGGACAGAAAGGUAGUCGUCAGCAAACAGCAGCACUGAACCAGCGGCCUAAGGGAAUCCCUGUGAUCACACUCCGACCUCUAUACUGUUGAACAAGGAGAGAAGAAGAGCAGCAGCCUGACCACUGUUCUGCUGCUAACUUGGACAAAAACAAUUGAACUGAAGUUUGUGUGGAAACACAUCGAGAGUGUGAAAAACCUGCUCUGCAGACUUGACCAGACAACCUUAGGCUCUGUGUUCAACACCUGAACUUAUUUAUCCUCUUGGUCAUACACAACACAAGUUCAAUGUCUAAGAUUUUUGUGGAAUUCCACCUCUUUUUAAUCUUCCUGGCUAAUUUGGACACUUGAACGUCGUCUUCUUGAAGAAUACGCAGCAGAAAUCAAUGAGGCUUUCCCUAAAAGUAGCACAAAUACCUCACCAAGUAUAUUUUGCUGAUCCUGCGACAUAGGCCUAAACACCUAGUGAGAAAGCCGAAGGCUCUUAUUGUAAAAUUUGUUUUUAUUAUCCCUCCCCCUUUGCCCUUUGCUAGAGUCAUACUCUGGCCCCCAAAAAUGGAAACUUUAAAUCUGCACCUCCAAUCCACCAGCAACAAGAAUAUCAUGGAAGCAGACAAAUUUUCCUCCUUCAGUGAGGACCUCCCAUCCCCAGAUCCUGAAAGUGGAGGGCGAAUCAGCCGCCAGUCUAAAGGUAGCAAACCUGGUUUGUCUUCUCGCCGCAAGAGAGAGUUUAUAUCUGAUGAGAAGAAAGAUGCUUCAUACUGGGAAAAACGGAGGAAGAACAAUGAAGCCGCCAAACGCUCGAGGGAGAAGCGUCGUCUUAAUGACAUGGUGCUGGAGAACCGAGUCAUGGCACUGAAUGAGGAGAAUGUUCGUUUAAAGACAGAGCUCCUUCAGCUUAAGUUGCGCUUUGGCCUCAUUAGCACAGCAUCCUAUAUGGAGAAAAGCCAGCAGAUCUCUAACAGUACUGCAGGUGGCAGCACUGGUAGCAAUGGGAGCAGCAGCAGCAACAGCACACCAAACGUUAACACCUACCUCUCAAGCAGUGGGUACUCCAGUGCAUCCCAAGUGAUGCUCAAUUCUGACUCAUCAGAACCUGAGCAGUCCAGCAGAGGCGAGCGCCACUCUACGCUCCCCAACUACUCUCCCAGAGGCUCCGUCUCCGAUAUGUCAGACGGAUCCUCCAGUCCAGAGCCCAUGGGCUACAGCAUAAAGACAGAGCCCUCAAGUUUGGAGAUGACCAGGCUGGAAAGCAAUGGAAUUCCAGAGGGAUUUACGAAUGGGAUGCCAAGUGUGACUUACCAAGGCAGUCAUAGUGCUCUGGUUUCUCCUCACCAGCAAAACACCCUGCAGGCUGACAGCGCCAUGGACUACCAACUGCACCAGCAGCAGCAGCUGUCCAGCAUGGAAGCGUCAAGCCCUGCUCCUCAGGCCACUCCUGCUCAGAGGAGCGUCAUCUUGUAUCGUUCCAGCAGCGGCUGUUAUCCCAUGGAAAGUCAGAGGGUCGAAGACCAACAAGUACAGCAGAGGCCCAAGUUCUCUGACUGCUCAGUGACCAUCACUGAGGUGGCAGAGAAGUUGGAGAGGACAAAGACCUUGGACUCGCCUCAGUAUGACUACACCAAUGCUCACUCUGAAGCAGCAGAGGAAAUGCAGCAAACGUUCAACCCCAGCAGUCAACAGCAGGACGACAUUCACCGUCACUACAGCUGCCAGAUCCGGGAGAACAGUUCUCAGCAUGCAGGGAGCAACCAGAACCCCUUCGCCCCUGAUCUGAUCCACAAUGCUGAGGAGGCCAAGUCCUCCUUUACACAAAACAAUGGCUACCUCAACACACUGGAUGAAGAGCCCCCGGUGCUCACCUACGAGGGAGGGCCCCGGGCCGAGGGCUUUUAUCAGGAGAGCUCCUCCACUAAAGACACUUCCUCCAGCGAUGGAGAUCCACGUAGCUCUGACAAAGAGGGUUCCACUGAUGACGAAUCCCCUUCCUCAUCCUCCUCUGACAUCAGCAGCUACUAUCAGAAAGCAAUGGGAGCUCCUGGUCCAAACGGAGAGUGCCAAGUUGAGAUCAAAGGCACAGCCCUGCCUCACAAGCUCCGCCUCAAGUACAGAGCAUUGUCCAAUGGGGCAUCAAGAGCCCAGGUAGACGGCACAGUUAUUGCUCCCAUGUCCCCUUCACCCACCUUGCCUCAGCAUCCUUAUUUAGCACUGUCCCAUAACCCAAACAUGAGUCAGGCCAAUACGGAGAAUGAAACUGAGUUUUCCAGGGAGGACAAACGCCCUGGGAACGAGAGAGCAGAGGUGAAAAGAGAGGGAGGCAAAAAGGGAUCCAGCAGCGGGAGGGGUGGACGCCAUAAGAGGCGAGAGUAAUGAUGGAAAGAUGCAGCUCGAACAUUCUUGCAUCACCUCUUUCUCAUUACAACUACAGCUACACUCUAAACCUGAAUCAGUUCACAGAUCCAGCUCCUGCUGGGAUCCUUAACAGGGUAUUUAAAAAAAAAACACUUUUCAAAUGUAAAGUAAUUAAAACCAGGGAUUACAUUAAAUUUAAAUAGAAAUCUUUGGUAAUUUUACUGUAAAAUAAAUGUCUGUAAAUGCAUUUGGAAUUUGGAUGUUUGACUUUUCCAAAUAUAUGGAAAUAUUUUUUCGCUUGUUGUGAUAUACCACAAAUUGCCUGACACAAUGACUCCAAUAGUGGGCAGCCUAAGUUGUGAGUGACACUUUUGAUCCAAAGUUUUCUUAUGUUAUGUAUUCUAUUUGAGUGUGGCCUACACCGUUAUAGUCUGGCACUGUAACUACUGCCCAGCCUGACAUCUAAUAUUUGCCCCACAGUAAAGGAAAGACAAUAACACUACGUUGUACUGUAGCUCAAUGGCUAAAAAGGCUUCCGAUUCAAUUUUUAAUUACACGUCAUAACUGUUUUACAAAAUGGUUACAUACUAUAAAAAGUCGUAAACUACCGAAUAUAUAUAUGAUUACCACUAAAUAUGAAAAGAAUCAGAAAACUCUGUCUCCUGGUUGUUACACUACAUUUUUCCACUGAAUGUUGAACCUUCAGGUUUACAGUGUAGGUCUGACCUUGUUAUAAUUCAGGACUGAAGUAUGUUUCACGUCAGUGUGAGAAGUUAAUGAAACAAGUGUCACUGUGUCACUUCUCUCCCUUUACUUUUCUCCUACCUCUCACUUUUAUUAGAAAGAAAAGAUUGAGUGGAACUCACUGAGGUGUGAAAUUAUUCAUUCAUCAUUCAUUACUGCCUUGGUGACUGGUCAGAGUUUACUGUGGCAUCGUGACCAAAGAUACACAUCCUUCUGGGUUUAGCAAAGAAUGACGUUGGUCCUUCCUCUGAACCAUAGACUGUAUAUAAAAAACAAAUGUAGCCAUUGUGUUGCAAAAGUGACGCCGCUGCAGAAGACUGGAUGUGGGUCACUGGUUUUGUAAAGUGGAUAAAGCGACUUUUAAUUCACAUCCACAUCAGACACAUUUCCUGAAGCAUUUAUGGUCUGGGUCACUGGUUCCAGACCAUCCUUAAUAAAUCAUGAUGUCAGCUCUUAUAUCAUUUAGCAAAAAUAAAUAAAUAAAUAAAAAGUUACUUUAUUACUGUGCCCCAAGUUGGCUUUAGCCAUCUUUGCACCCUAGGCGAGAUUGAGGAUUGAGGCUCGCUGUAAACCCAGGGAUUACAGCAAUGCCCACUCCAGCAGAUGGCGCACUAAGCGACUGCCUAUGUGGCCUAUGCCAAGAGCUGGCUCUGACCAGUACCUCAAAAACUAGCGGAUCCGUUUAAGUUUACUUUCAUGGCUUUAGUAAGGCUUUUAGUAACUUCUUUUUUUUUUUUCCAAUCGAUCGUUAUUUUAACGAUGAUCUUAUUAUAUACGUCUAAUGCUCUGAACCUAUGACAAACUUUACGACGAUGAUCCCGCACCCUUUGGCCCCACACCAGCCCUUAUUUACUUCUGAAGCACUUAGAAUGUAUAUUACUGUGACAUAAAUUUACAUAUAAUGAAUAUAUAUAUUUUAAGAAGAAAAUGUUUUGUGGUAAAAACUACAAAAAAAAAAUAAAGUAGUGGCAUAAGGAAGUUGUGAACUUAAAAGUGAGAUUGUUCUUGUGGAGACACCAGGUAUUGCAUUCAUUAAAAUAAUAAAUAAAAAUGCUUUUUUCCCCUAAAUGGAUAAUAUAGACCGCACUUUUAGUGCAGUGUCAUGUAUUAAUUUUUACAUUGAAAAUGUUUUUUUUUAAUCCCAUUCAGUAGUCGGUACUUGUUGGCCUUCAAUUAAAUUGUACAAAUUUGUAGGAUUUCUCCUUUACGUAAGGGACAAACAUUUUUUAUCAGUUAUUAUAUUAUUACCAUAAAGUUAAUAAAUCAAUAGGUUGAAGAUGGGUUUAUUUAACUCUGUUAAUUCAAAAUUUUGAGCAUUUUUAUUUAUUUAUUUUUUUCCUAUUUGCAUGCAGUUACCUUGUGUGUCUUUAUUCUUGGCCUCAAAAAUGAUUCUUAGAAAUUAAGCCUCAACUCGAACAAAACUGAAAAAAAAAAAGACUUUGGUUUGUGGUUCUGGUGAGCCCAGGUGUUUGACACUGUUAAAACAGUCUCAGCCACUUACUGUCGCAUCAGUCAAGGCUAUGCAGUCACACAGCUGUCGGCAGAUCCUGACAAACACACACAGUGUCAUGUUUGCCAGCUUUUUGGCAGAAAAAAAAAAUCAAUACAUCUGUCUUUUCCAGACAGCAGUCGUCUGGCUAAUAUCUCUGUAGUCGCCACCAGCAAAGCUGCUCUCUCUUUCUCUUUCUCUCUCUCUCUCUCUUUUUCAGGUGCCUCUUUAUUGUGUUUGUCCCUCGUCCCCUAACUGACUGACCCUCACUCACCUCUGCACUGAAUUGUUUUUGCUCCAGUAGCUGCAGUAAGUCUCACAGACUGUACAUGUUUGACUCUCACUUCCUGGUGCCUGGUCACUGUGUAUAAAUGUAAAGUCUCUCUCUCAUUCUCUCUCUUGUAAACUGCUGUCAUUAUUAUUAUUUUAUAACUAUUUUAAUAAUAUUGUUAUUUUCUAUGAUAUUCUGCUGUUAUUUUUGGAUAUUAUUAUUGUUGUUGUUGUGCUUGUUGUUCUUACAUGUAUUUUUCCCAACUUCCUGUCGUGUCUUUUUGCCCCCACUAUUCCUGGUUGUGCUGUGUAUUUGACCCUUUGCUGAACUUUGACCCCAUUCACCAUUUGUACUACGUGUUACUGUGUAAACUUUGCUGUUUGCCGGAAGUCUUUCCAACUUUGGAAAAAAAAUGAAUUGAAAGCUUGUCCAGAAGUAAUUUUGUAUUUGCUAUACUUCACAUGGAUAUGCAGAAUGGUUAUAAUGGAAGAAAAAAAAACCUCAUUUUUGAAUGUGAACCAUUCAAAGUGGGGGGAAAUAAAAAGGUUGUUGACUUUA
Molecule: messenger RNA, 6062 nt
Organism: Cynoglossus semilaevis (tongue sole)
Lineage: Eukaryota; Metazoa; Chordata; Actinopteri; Pleuronectiformes; Cynoglossidae
Product: nuclear factor interleukin-3-regulated protein-like
Exons: 2
Coding region: 1204-3018 (604 amino acids)
Biological process (GO): circadian rhythm; regulation of DNA-templated transcription
Cellular component (GO): nucleus
Molecular function (GO): DNA-binding transcription factor activity; DNA binding
Source: RefSeq, a predicted model, not a curated record